Molecule: messenger RNA, 1816 nt
Organism: Cajanus cajan (pigeon pea)
Lineage: Eukaryota; Viridiplantae; Streptophyta; Magnoliopsida; Fabales; Fabaceae
Source: RefSeq, a predicted model, not a curated record
UAACCAACCCCCAAAAAACAAAGUCGAGACCAGAGCAUGACCGGAAGAAUAACGGAGAAAAGGAGGAGAUUAUAUGCUUUACCUGGGUCUGGUGUGCGGUUGUCUUCUAAGUCGGAUUCGGUGCCUAAACGCAGCAGCAAAUCCUAUCUGGCUUUGGAAUGCAAACUUGCAAAGAAGCUCCAUCCUGACACAAACAAAGAUGAUCCUGAGGCUGAAAAGAAGUUUCAAGAAGUUUCAAUUGCAUAUGAGGUUUUGAAGGAUGAGGUAAAACGCCAACAGUAUGACCAGAUUGGCCAUGAUGGGUUUGUAAACCAACAAAGCUCUGGUUUUGGAGGCAACAGUGGCUUUAAUCCAUUUGAGCAGAUAUUUCGUGACCAUGAUUUUGUCAAGAGCUUUUUUCAUCAGAAUAUUGGUGGAGAAGAUGUCAAGACUUUCGUUGAACUAUCUUUUAUGGAAGCUGUCCGGGGAUGCACCAAAACUAUUACAUUUCAAACAGAAGUGCUUUGUAACACUUGUGGGGUCUACAGCGACGCGGCGAACGACGAGGUGGGGGGUCGUGUGGUGGCUCGGGCCAAUAUCGAUUAUGGGACAGUGGAGAUUCUUGGGUACGAGUGGGUAGAUGGGGAAGUCGGUAUCUACUUCUCCUCCUUCUCGGAUCAAGGUUUGCUAAACAAGUUCGUGAAGUUGGAGAAGUGUUUCGGGAGUGGGGAGGGUGAGUUGCCUUUGAUUGCUGACGAGGGCCCGGACACCGAUUUUGUGUUCUUGGACCGUGGAGUCGAGGAGAGCGACUUCUUCUACGCUUACAUGUGUUGGUUCCAAGAUUUGGGCAUAAAGCUGCCCUUUGAUGAUUUUCAAAUAGGGGGGUCGGACUUGACGAGUUGCUUCUUCGACCGCGAAGGGUCGAAGAUGUUCCCUUUCUACUGGAUGAAGACCCCGACACGUUUCGAGGCCAUGGCCGCGUCUGGGCUCCCUGCCGAGGAUCAAGAGAUUGUUGCUUUCCUUGACAAAUUGCCGAAGGGCUUGCCUGUCCGAGGCCUUUUGGAUAUUUUCGAAAUUUCAAACUUUGAGUUAACAUUGCUAGGACUAAUGGCUAGAACCGGUGACGAUAUAGAUGUUACUGCCAUGCUCGCCAACCGAACUAAAGCGGCUCCUCUUAAGAUUCAAAGAAAUAAGGAUAUUCUAGAUCUUCUAAGUAUCUAUGAUAUUUACAACAAAGGACAAAAAGGGUUGACUGAUUUGCAUGUUUGUACAUUUGCAGGGAUUGACAACAAUGAAACUAUAAAGAUUUAUAGAAGUGGGGGUGCAGAUCCUGAUGGAGAUAACCCUGGUGAUCUUUAUGUUACUAUGAAGGUCAGGGAAGAUCCUGUCUUCCGUAGAGAAGGAUCUGAUAUUCAUGUAGAUGCUGUCUUAAGUAUCACUCAGGCUAUUUUGGGCGGAACCAUUCAGGUCCCAACUCUUACUGGAGAUGUUGUUCUUAAGGUUCGACCUGGCACCCAACCUGGUCAGAAGGUGGUUCUGAAAAAGAAAGGGAUCAAGACAAAAAAUUCUUACACAUUUGGAGAUCAAUAUGUUCAUUUUAACGUUAGCAUUCCAAAGUGAGUGUUGCAUUUGAUAUUGUUGAUUGUUGUUUAUGAACUAUGAAAGUGCAUGAUUGGAUUUCCAUUUGCAAAGAGCUCCAAACCUGGGUUUUUAGUAAAAGCUUGGCCUCAUGUAACUUUUGUCCAAAACAUGGUAUGGAGGCUUCAAAUGGGAAUUAACCUCACUUGCUCACCUGACAAAUAAAGAUAGUGUGAGAUCUGUUGUAAAAAAAAAUGAU